Molecule: messenger RNA, 1019 nt
Organism: Cornus florida
Lineage: Eukaryota; Viridiplantae; Streptophyta; Magnoliopsida; Cornales; Cornaceae
Product: auxin-binding protein ABP19a-like
Exons: 1
Coding region: 102-749 (215 amino acids)
Cellular component (GO): cell wall
Molecular function (GO): manganese ion binding
Source: RefSeq, a predicted model, not a curated record
GGCCAACUUAAUCCAUAUAUGCUACAACAUUCUUCUAUAAAUACAUGAGCAACGUACCCUCCUGAAAUACAUACUGAAUCGCAAACACACAUAUAUACAUAAUGAAAAUGUCUCUCCCAAUUCUCUUCAUCUUUUCACUGAUCCUAAUUUCCUCCUCCCCUCCUCACACUGCAGCACUAGACUUCUGCAUUGCAGACUUAACAUUGCCUACUGGACCAGCAGGCUACCCCUGCAAAAAUGCUGCCAAUGUGACCGCAGACGAUUUUGUUUAUUCUGGGCUAGGCAUUGCAGGUAACACCUCCAAUCUUUUCAAAUCUGCAGUGACCACUGCAUUUGUUACCGAAUUCCCUGGUUUGAACGGGCUAGGUCUAUCCAUGGCCCGGGGAGACAUAGCCCCCGGGGGAGUGAUACCAAUGCACACACACCCUAGUGCACAUGAACUCUUGAUUAUUAUUCAAGGGUCAGUUGUUGCAGGAUUGAUAUCUUCUUCAGACAACCAAGUUUACUUGAAAACUCUUAACAAGGGAGACAUUAUGCUUUUACCUAAAGGCUUACUGCACUUCCAAGUCAAUACAGGACAAGUUCCGGUUAUCGAAUUUGUUAGUUUCAGUGAUCCAGACCCUGGUCUCCAAAUCCUAGCCAAUGCUUUGUUUGCUAACAGUUUGCCUUCGGAAUACAUUGAGAAGGUCACUUUCCUCGAUGAUGCUCAAGUCAAGAAGCUCAAGGCUGUUUUUGGUGGCACUGGUUAAGCUCUCCCUCAAUAUUAAUAUGGUGUUUUCUGUUUUCUUGAUUUGCAUGUUGUGCAAGCUAAUUAAGGUAUGUGUGUAGGAUUCUACUUGUUGUCUGCUAGUACUAGCUGUGUCUUUGAUUGCUUCAUUUUCUAUGUCAAAUUGUAAGCUAGAUGAGUGUAAUUGUCAACUCUGCAAUAAGCGACUUAUAUUUUAUAUUUUAAAAAUAAAUCCGAAGGCAAACUCCUAGCUUCCAUUUGAAUAAAUUCACUAAGUUAGGUUUGGCGUUUA